UGUCCACUGCAAAUUGUGUAUUUAUUUAAUCAUAACAAUAAAAUAGUAACUGUGUCAAAUCAGUGUCAGCACUUUUUCAUUAAACUGUGAAUCUCCGCGUGAGUCAUAUCGGCUGUGUAAUGGGUACAAUUUAAAAACGCAGCGAUGAGUGGUAAUGACGCUUUUAACAGAAGUUCACGGACUCCGCGAAGUCCCCCUCCAGAAGGAAGACCAGCUAUGGAAACCACCCCAGGAACCCCAGUAGCAGCAGCACGAGCCGAGGCACCUGAUGUAGUCUCAACCACUGAAAUCCAGAAAUGGAUUUCCGAAAUUGAAAAGCGCCUUAGUGAAAUUUGCACCAUUGCAAAUGAUGGUAAAUUAAACUCAGACCAAAAACUGAGAAUAAACACGCUAAGUAAGAGCGUAUUAGGAGGAAUCUCGCAAUUGGCUGUACAAUACCAGGCGGUCAAGCAGAAUUUAUUACUUAGCCAAGCCAAAGUGAAUACCUUGUCCAUGCAAACAAACAUCAGCACCCAGCUAUAUGAACUCAAACAGUGCAUACAAGAAAAAGCAACAACCGAAGAAAAACAAUCGUUCGCCGACAUGGUUAGGACCGGGAAAAGCUCGACUGUUGUGCCUACCAAGUCAAGUAGUAGCAUCGCAAUUUACCCUGCCGACAAAGAAAAAUCCAGUGAGGACACCAAAAACCUGAUCCAAAACUUAAUUAAGCCCGAGACCCUGAAACUUCACGUACGUGGUAUGAGAAAAACAAAGAACGGUGGAGUCAUAAUCAGCACCGAGAGAAAGGAUGACCUUGAAAAGCUUAAAGCAUCUCAGCAGCUGCAGCAAUCAGGACUUAAAGUGGAAGAUACCACCAAAAGGAGACCGAAGAUAAUCAUCCUAGGAGUCCCGACAAAUAUGUCCGAAGGAGAAGUGUUCGAUUGUAUUUUUAAACAAAACAUUGCAGACUUACAACCAAAUCUCACUAGGGAUACAUUUAUGUGCUCAGUUAAACUUAGUCAUAAAUCUGGAAAAAAGGACUUAUCCACCUGCAACUACAUCCUAGAAUGCACAGCCGAAGUCCGACGUAUGCUCAUACAACAACAACGCGUUUUUAUCAAUUGGACAUCUUGCCCAGUACGAGAUUUCACUCUCCUGACCCGUUGUUACUUAUGCCAUUUAUACGGCCAUUCGGCUAAAUAUUGCAAAGAUACAGAACCUACUUGUGGACAUUGCGGGUCAUCAGGCCAUGGUUUUAAGGAGUGUCCAAAGCAAGCUGAACCCAUGACUAUGGCUGAACCCGCCAAAUGCGCUACGUGUCUGCGCUUUAAAAAGCCGGCCAAUCAUAAAACCGGAGACGACCAGUGCCCAGCGAAGAAAAAUGCGCAACUUAGGUAUAUAAAUUCUAUAGAUUAUGAGGGCGCCUAGAGCGCCGCGUUUCAACGUCAUCUGCUGCACAUAUCAACAAAAAUGGAUAACGCAAUCAACGUCUUGCUUGACGAUAUUGAGGCCUCGUGUGAGUAUGAAUCACUAGUGUGCGACCCAGAUAGAUGCUCGACGCUUGUCAAUACUUAUGGUUCAAAUUUAAAAAUACUUUUACAAAAUAUUAGAAGCCUAAACAGUAAUUUCAAUGGACUCUUAACUUUACUAAGCUUAAUAAAUUCUGACGUUGAUAUAAUUGUAUUGACAGAGUGCUGGAUUACCUCCAACCAAACGAUCCCUCAAAUAAAUGGCUAUAAUUCUUACGUAAGUUUAAAAACCAACGUGUUGC
Molecule: messenger RNA, 1750 nt
Organism: Cydia splendana
Lineage: Eukaryota; Metazoa; Arthropoda; Insecta; Lepidoptera; Tortricidae
Exons: 2
Coding region: 145-1407 (420 amino acids)
Molecular function (GO): nucleic acid binding; zinc ion binding
Source: RefSeq, a predicted model, not a curated record